CAUCGCUGCUCGUGUAUCCGUUGCAGAGAUCUUUUUUCAGCUGCUAAUUCUCUUCUCCGUGUCUCCACCCAACAGAAAGCUUUAGAAGGCAAAUUUAAAAGGAAAGCAUAAGAGGAAGUGUGAGCGCUUUGUCGCUGCAUAAGUGUGAAACGCUCAUCUCCAGCCGCGCCGUCAUGACUUUCACAAAGACCUACACUGGAGACCCGGACUAUGAAUCUUACAGCUAUGACAAUAGCACAGAUGAUACCUGCGAUGACGAAAACUCGAUGUUCCUAGACUUUUACUCUGUGUUCAGCCCGGUGCUCAACAGCUUCAUCUUCCUGCUGGGUUUGGCCGGAAAUGGCCUGAUGGUCGCCGUCCUCCUGAGGCGUCACCGUCGGCUGCGCAUCACUGAGAUCUACCUGCUGCACCUCGCCCUGACCGACCUCAUGCUGAUAUUCACGCUGCCUUUCAAUGUGGUCGAAAGCGUCGCUGGAUGGAUGUUCGGGGAGUUUUUCUGCAUGCUCAAUGGCGUGUUGAGAAACCUGAACCUCCUGUGUGGGAGUUUCCUCCUGGCUUGCAUUGGAUUCGAUCGGUAUCUGGCCAUCGUCCACGCAAUCCCCAGCAUGCAAAGUCGACGCCCGAAAAAAGUGCACCUGACCUGCGCUUCCCUUUGGUUCAUCUGUUUCCUGUUGUCACUGCCCAACGCCGUCUUUCUCUCUGUCAAGCCAAGCACAAACGACUCCUUGCCCGAGUGUGAUUAUUAUCGUUAUGAAAUCAAUGCGCAAAACUGGGUUCUGGCCAACAGGGUCUUGCAUCAUGUGAGCUUUUUCUUCUCGCUGGCGGUCAUGUGUUACUGUUACACCGCACUUGUCAUCACUUUGUUCAAGAGUCAGAAAAGCCAAGCAAAGAAGGGAGCCAUCCGGCUGGCUUUGCUUGUCACCAUUGUGUUUUGUGUCUGCUGGCUACCAAACAACAUCACCUCGCUGACAAAAACGCUCAUUGACCUGGAAGUCGUAACGAGUGACACCUGUUGGUCCUGGAAAGUCCUUGCUCAAGCUCAUACUGUGACAGAGAGUCUGGGUGUCUCACACUGCUGCCUCAACCCGUUCCUGUACGCGUUCGUUGGGGUGCAGUUUCGGAAUGAGCUUUUGCAUCUUCUGUGUCGUCUGGGCUGUGGCCGCUUUUGCCUGCGGUUUAUCAAAACUCAAAAUUAUGGAAGACCGUCUGUUUCUGAUGGAACGACAUCGAACAGCAUGAUCAUGUACUGACUAACGACUCAAAUUUAUCAAGAGUCUAAAGUGCUACCGAAAGGGCUGGACCAAUAAAUCAGAUAUAUCUAUCUAUCUAUAUACAUAUAGAUAUAUCUGAAUAUCAAAAGAUACCUGUCACAAUAACAAAUUGUCCCAGAAAUUAUUGUGAUAAACAACAUUGUUGUUUGAGACCAUUUUCAACAAAUAUAAUGAUAAUAGUGGCAUAAUAAUGCUAGAACACGUUCUCAAAGAUCAAUAAACUUGAAAUGCUAAUUAAUAUUUAACACUGGAACUGGAAGACAUUUUGAAUAUCCAAAAUAAAUAAACAAAACAACAGAACCAACAAAUAAAAUGAAUUAUGAAGUAUCUGUAAACAAAAAUAUCCUUAAAAAGGUCUAGCUGAUACCAAAGCACCAGACUGAACAUUUGUCUAUAUUUUGGUAGAAAAAGAUAGAAAAGAUAAAAACAAUAAAUCAUGCAAAUGGAAAUUAUUGACAGUGUUUUAAUUCAUCAUUCGAUUAAUUGAUUUACUGGUUACUGUGCCAUCAACUAAUUCAUUGACUCUCUGGUUACCUAACAAAAACCGGUUAAGUAACUAGCACUGUGUCUCACAGCUGCUUAAAGUGGACAGGGAACGUUACGCCACCAAUUUGGCAGUGUUUCGAAUAUUUAACCAAUAAAACAAUCAAUAAUAAUUACCGAGGUCAAUUCAUAUGAGCCACUUACCCUGAUAAGUUUUUCGGCCGUGUUGUCCAGCCCUAUGCUAUAAUUUACAUUUAAGGCUCCCACAGACUCAGCGGUACUGUACAUAUUUCAGUCGAGCGUACUAAUUUCCUACGCGGUGUCUAA
Gambusia affinis (western mosquitofish) is the source of this 2081-nucleotide messenger RNA. Its product is annotated as C-X-C chemokine receptor type 5. Bases 174 to 1250 code for a protein of 358 amino acids. Gene Ontology annotation, molecular function: G protein-coupled receptor activity. Gene Ontology annotation, biological process: immune response; G protein-coupled receptor signaling pathway. Lineage: Eukaryota; Metazoa; Chordata; Actinopteri; Cyprinodontiformes; Poeciliidae. The transcript has 2 exons. The record is from RefSeq and is a predicted model, not a curated record. Gene Ontology annotation, cellular component: membrane.